GUGGUAACUGUUUCCUGUCUGUUUACAAUCGGUGGCAUGUAAACAAUUUGUACUAAAAUAAAGGGGCGAUAUUAAGGUGUGGUUGGUUUUUAAAAAUGUUAUAAAAAUGACCAAUUCGGACUUUGUUAAAUUGUAUUUUAGUACAUAUAAAGUGUGUGUUAUGUGAUUUUAUUGUGUAUGUGUUUUUUUGUUUGCUUUAUAAUCGGUUUAAAUGUCAGAAAGUUUAGGUUAUGCUCCAGUGAUCAUACUAGCACUGCUAAAAGUCCCUUUUUUCUUGAAAUGAGCAAUUGGGCAGCUAGAAUGCAUCGGCGAGCUGCCACUUUCGGUAACGUUGUCACAUCUUGUGGUCACCCUACUGGACAUUUCCCAAGAAGACUCGAAAAAGUAAAAUUUGGUGUUUCUCUAGAAGAAGUCUGUAAAAACGAUAUUCCGGGACCACUUUUGGUACUCAUUCUAAAGUUAAACAAAGAAGCACCUUACAGAAAAGAUGUUUUCAGGGCUCCUGGUAACCAGGGUGCCAUGAAGAAACUCAUACAUUUUCUGCAGACUGGAAGACUGGUUAAUAUGGACAAUUUUAGUGUAUACACAAUAGCAAGUGUUCUCAAAAAAUUUCUUAGAAAAGUGCCAGGAGGUGUGUUCGGUAAAGACAUUGAAAAUAAGUUUUUCCAAAUUAUAGAUGUUAUGGAUUUUCAAGUACAACAAGAAGAGAUUCAUAAAAUCAUUAUUUCAUUGCCAGUAUAUACACAAAGACUAUUGGUGUUGUUGUUUGGUACAUUCAGGGUAAUAGCUUCGAAUAGCGAAAAGGCAGCUACUGGUAUGACUAGCGAAGCUUUAGGAGUUAGUGUAGCACCAAGCUUUUUCCAUUCUUGCGUGAGCGAUGGAAAAACUGCCAGAAUGGAAGACGUCACAAAAUACAAGGUUGCAUCCAGAGUGAUGAAACACCUGAUUGAAGAAUUUGCCAGUUCCAAUCUCUUUGGGAGAGAAAACUACGAGUACUAUGCCAGGGUUACAGGGCGUGUAUUGAGAAUUCAAGGAGAAUGGAUCUGUUCCUUCCAAUACCCACCACCUCCAACAAAUGGAUCUUUCCCUAACGAAUAUACGGCACUAGAAAGAUAUUUGCUUGCCAUGUCCCAAAUGGACGAAUGUCAGUCGACGCCAACUUUGUUAGAAUCUGGAGUACAACCACAAGUUAGCUUGACAUCGUUGGGGAUUAUAGUGGGGCAUGAGUUACUGGAGUCCUGCACACGACUUUCGGUGUCUUUAGAGCAAAAUGGACUGUUUCAGAAUAACGCUUCUCGUUCUUUGAGUGCAAGUCAGUCUUCCAGACUUAGUCAGAACUAUUCUGGAUUAAAAAUGACUUUAGACGAACUUAAGGCUGUCAAUAAGUAUGCAGAAAGUACAAGAAGUUUAAGCUAUUUAUUACAAGUGCACGAGAGACAAACCGAAAGAAUGAAAACAAGAUCUCAAUGGUUUUUGGGCCCAUCCGUCGACUGCGCCAGUUGUCGCAACUCUUUGGAUUUUCCAUUGAACGAGAUGGAUGUUUCCGCUUUAACUAAUGCAUUUUUACGAAAAUCUUCGUCGGGGACCAUAGUCGGUAUUGCCGGUUUAUCGCUAAGUGCAGAAUCUGUCCAAAAGAGACCAAGUGUCAAACGAGCAAAUUCCAGAGACAAAAGGCUUCUUCAUAGAACGACGAGUAGACGAAAUAAAGAAAAUAAUCCUCGUCCUAAUAACUAAAUAGUUUCGACUAAAUUUUUUAUAAUUCCAUUUUAAAUUAAUGUAAUAAUUGGUAUAUUUGUGGUUUAUGGGAUGGCAUAGAAUUUUAAGACUUUUGUAUGUAAUAUAUUUAUAUUAAAUAUUAAAUGGAACAUGUCUGAAUUUUAUAAUCUGGUAAUAUUUAACUACCAGUUAACUAUCUGUGAUAUAGUUUUUAAGAAAUUGAUGUAUUAUUUAUAAUAUAUAACUUAAAAUACCAGUGUGUUCAAUGUCUAUUUUCCUUGUUUCAAGGUUCUUUUAAUUAUAAAAUAAAAUGGCAUUUAUUUAUU
This is a messenger RNA of Diabrotica balteata, 2042 nucleotides long. The record is from the annotation of a GenBank genome assembly. NCBI's taxonomy places the organism in Eukaryota, Metazoa, Arthropoda, Insecta, Coleoptera, Chrysomelidae.